AUGGUAGAGCAACAAAUCCAGCCAAGUACCAUCAUAAUUGGAGAUUUCAAUAGUCCAUCCACGAGAUGGGGCUACUCUAGAACCACCAACGUUGGGAAACACCUCGAGGACUUUCUGGAUAUCAACUAUCUCGAUGUAUUGAAUGCCCCACCUACGUUCUUAUCGUUUAGAGGAAGUCAAUCAAGGCCGGAUCUUGUCGUAACGCACCCACACACUACAGGCAAGACCAGUGUAACCCUCCUGGAUGACGCAGCAAGCUGUGGUCACCGCGCUCUGCUAGUGACAUGCAAACUGGAAAAGGACAAAAAAACCCAAAAUCGCGCUCCGCGCUGGAAUUUUAAAAAGACGGAUUGUAAAAAGUACAGGGAAUGCACAAAUGAAGUCCUGACUUAA
Diabrotica virgifera virgifera (western corn rootworm) is the source of this 393-nucleotide messenger RNA. RefSeq lists its product as uncharacterized. The transcript has a single exon. Gene Ontology annotation, molecular function: catalytic activity. The record is from RefSeq and is a predicted model, not a curated record. NCBI's taxonomy places the organism in Eukaryota, Metazoa, Arthropoda, Insecta, Coleoptera, Chrysomelidae. The coding region runs from base 1 to 393 and encodes 130 amino acids.